AUGGAUUACACACAUUUCUUCCUAGUAGCAACAACCACUUUAGGUCUCAUCUCCAUCUCCAAAUCCCUCUUCCAUUUCUUCCACUGGAUAUACGCCACUUUAAUCCGCCCAACAAAGAAUCUCAAACACUACGGCUCAUGGGCUAUCAUCACCGGCUCAACCGACGGAAUUGGCAAAUCCAUGGCUCUCGAGUUCGCAUCCAACGGACUCAACAUUCUCUUACUCGGCCGAAACCCUCUUAAACUCCAAGUAACAUCAAAAGACAUACUUGAUCAAUUCAAAGACGUCGAGGUAAAGUGCGUUGUUGUAGACCUACACAACAAUACCGGAGACGAAAUAAUGAAGAAAAUAGAACAAGCUAUUGAUGGUUUAGAUGUUGGAAUUCUAGUUAAUGCUGCUGGUGUAGCUUAUCCUUAUGCAAGAUAUUUUCAUGAGGUUGAUUUGGAUUUGAUGGAUUCUAUUAUUAAAGUCAAUGUAGAAGGAGCAACUUUGGUUACAAAAGCUGUGAUUCCUAGUAUGAUUAAGAAGAAAAAAGGAGCUAUUAUAAACAUUGGUUCUGGUUCCACUGUUGUUCUUCCUUCUUAUCCUCUUGUCACACUUUAUGCAGCUUCCAAAGCCUAUCUUGCCAUGUUCUCUGCAUGCACCAAUUUGGAAUACAAACAUCAAGGAAUUGACAUCCAGUGUCAAGUUCCAUUAUUUGUGUCGACGAAAAUGACCAGGAUGAAGGCGUCUCUGUUUGUUCCAACACCAGAUGUAUAUAGCAAAACAUUUAUUUUCUUUACUGGCGGAAAAGAGGACUUGCUAAGGACUCCCAAAUCAAAGCAGCGAGUAAUUCUGAAGCAAAUUAGCAUUGAUGAUGAUGCCAAAUUUGGUUUUCUGUUUCUGUUAAAUCAACAUCUCUGUGAAAGAUAA
Vicia faba (fava bean) is the source of this 912-nucleotide messenger RNA. NCBI's taxonomy places the organism in Eukaryota, Viridiplantae, Streptophyta, Magnoliopsida, Fabales, Fabaceae. The record is from the annotation of a GenBank genome assembly.